GAAACGUUUCCCUAAAACACGGGGGCGCACGGGGGUGUCACGAUCUCCCCCGGGAGAAGCGGAUCUUGCGGAGCUCUCAUGUCCGCCGGGAGGGCGACCUGUCAGUGAUUGGACAGUGCAGCUGCACCUCGUCCCGGCAGCAUGCUGCCCGCGUCCGCGUCUUUUCUGCUGCCCACAUUCCCCAACGCCGCGCCCGUACCGUGUACCGGUGGUGGUCGCCCUCCCCUCCUCGUCCUCCCAGCUUGUCCUCUUCUUUCCACCAGCUUGCUUUUGGUCGCUCCAACGCCGCCGCUACGUGCUAAACCAUGGGGGAAAGGGAAGGGUGAGAGGCUAGUGCUGAGCCGCGCCUGCUAGCGGGACUAGUUUACUGCUGCUGAGGGAACACCCUGUUGUGGAGCAGGUGAGUGAGCUCCUUUUAGUCGGGGUCAGGUGAACUCACAGGCAAAACGGCCGCCCAUUGGAUUGGCGCCUGUCCGCCUCUUCCCCUUUCGUUGUGCCUAUUCGUUGGCGUGCACUACCCGUCUGGUCAUUUCGUCCUCCGUUGGGCUUGUGCUGCUGCCUGCUAGUGGUUCUCGAUUUCUCCUGGGAAAAGUUUUCAGGUAGAACACGCGUACAUUUGGCAAAUCGGCAGGUGUUAUCUUGUGAUAUCGUCUGCAAAGAUGAGAUUGUGAUGGAUCCUAUCCAAGAUUGCUUCGGUCCCUGGAGGAUUUAGGAGUCCUAGAAUCCAAAUGCAGAAACCAGUCUCCUGACAGAAAAAAGGACAGUUGCGCACGUGGUGUUCGUCAAAAAGCCGCACCGCACUGAGGGAGUCGCAGCUUGCGACCAUCAGAAUCGUCACAAUGAGAGAUUUUGCAUCUUGCCUAAACCAAAGUGCCGUCCAGGUUGCGCAUUCCUCUUCCUCAAGUGGGCAGAACUUCGUGCAGUCUGCGUACGUGGCACGCCUGCGUGACAAGCCUUGCGUGGUCACCGUCACUUGGAGCAAGGUGGCCAUGGGGCAGGCUUUCGCCAUUGCCAUCCAUGACUACUCCAACCGUUGCCUCUGCAAGGCAGAGGUGAAGCCCUGGCUGUUCUCCAAGAGGAAGGGUUCCAAGGUCAUGGAAUUGGAUAGUGGCAAUGUGGAGAUCAUCUGGGACCUGUCAGCUGCAAAGUUCGCAGCAGGGCCAGAGCCACUCGAAGGCUUCCAUGUUGCUCUGCUCUAUGGUCUUGAAGUUGUCCUUGUUUUAGGUAACCUAAGCAAGGAGGAGGAUCACCGGGUUUUGUCAGAUGCUUCUCAUUGUGAUGCAGUCAUGAUAGCUAGGAAAGAGCACAUUUAUGCGAAGAAGAUGUAUUCCGCGAAAGCUCGAUUUUUGGACAUUGGUCAGAUUCAUCACAUCUCCAUAGAGUGUGACAUGGCAGGGGUGAGGGAUCCCUGCCUAGAGAUUAGGAUCGACAAGAAGAAAGUGUUGCACUUGAAGAGGCUGGCAUGGAAAUUCAGAGGGAACCAGACUAUUUAUGUCGAUGGACUUCCAGUGGAGGUGCUAUGGGAUGUGCAUGACUGGCUAUUUGGUUCCACAAAUGGAUGCGCUGUAUUUUUGUUUCAAUCAGGCCAGUCCAUGGAAAAAAUCUUGUUCAGAACAUGCUCACAGAAUGAAAAGGAGGCUGAAGCACAUCGUCUUGGUUUCACAUUGAUAUUAAAAGCGUGGAAGACUGAGUAAGCACUAGGCUGAAACGUGAUGGCAGGUUUCUUCAACCACUCUGCUCUUAAUGUUGAAUUAGUAAGAGUAGGAAUCUAGGAUCUAGCAAGUGUAACAAGAUCCUUGGCAAGAAUUCUGUGCUUGUUACAUAUGCUGUCCUAGCGGUAGUUGAGAUUUUGAAUAUGCAUAUGAUCUUUGAUAUAUCAUCAAAGCUAGUUAGAUAGGAUGUGGGACUCUGGUGCUCAGGUCAUUUGACAUAAUGUCUCACAAUUUAUACUUUUUGAUGGGAAGUUCAGGAUAGAAUAUUGAAAAUGAUGUCUACACUUCUGAUGUCUUUGCAAUUGUUAUGCCACGACUCACGUGUUUAAAAUUACACUCGGUACAUAUGGCAUUAAAUUGAGC
Zea mays is the source of this 2075-nucleotide messenger RNA. RefSeq lists its product as uncharacterized. NCBI's taxonomy places the organism in Eukaryota, Viridiplantae, Streptophyta, Magnoliopsida, Poales, Poaceae. Bases 840 to 1694 code for a protein of 284 amino acids. The record is from RefSeq and is marked validated. The transcript has 2 exons.